AUGGCGGGGUCCAGCCUGGUGACGGCUGAGCUCAAGCAGCAUCUGCAGGAGUUUGAAAAGGCUUUGCAAUGUGCCAUCUGUCUCGGGCUAUUAGAGGAUCCCUUGCGUACGGGCUGUCACCAUGAAUUCUGCCGCGGCUGUUUACACAGCAUGCUAGCCAGCAGUCGAUCCACACCGUGCCCGCUGUGUAAAACCCCUGUCACGAAGCGGUAUGCCCUGAUCAUCAGUUGCCUGCUUCUUAGCUUUUGUGUGCUCAAGUCCCUGAACGAAUGCCCAUCGCUGUCGCAAGUGAUUCAGCAGAGCAAACAUGUGAUUGUUGCUCUGAAUCACGAUCUCAAGCAACAAGGCCUUGACGAUGAGAUGGCCGACGUUUUUCCCGCCUCACAACUUCCGGGCAUGCAAAGCCAGGAUUCACCCUUGGCCGCGAAUCAAAACACGCCCAUCGCUCUGCAUACGACAUCCUCGGCUCAGGUGACACGGCCUAGUAUCCCGGUCGCAGAUCGCAAUAACACCAAAACCGCCAAGCGUCUACACGUUUUUGCAGACACCGUCGAGCCUGUGCCCGAACAAGCGCCGCCCGCCAAAAAUCAGAAGACAGCUUCACGUGCGUCGCGACAAGCCUCGACCGCCCGCACCGGAAAGUCACGAUCGAGGGGUAAUGCAGCCGCUGAUCCAGCUGGAACAAUGGCGACAAAGGCGCUUGCUACAACCAGUGCUCGUCAAACUAAAGCCCGUCAGCAGCGACGCAAGAAACGUGACACGGCACAGCUGUCGGAGGAAGAACAGAUUGCGCUUGCCAUUGAGCUCUCUCGCAAAAGCGCUCGCGCGGAGCGCAUUCAUCGUCGUGACUCAAGUCCCGAGGCGAGCGAUGUAGAGAUGGAGGAGGAUGUAACUUGCGGUCGUGCAGUGCCGCAGAGUGCGCAACACAACGCACAGUCGUGGUCGCCCAAGACUGUUCGACCCAGUCCAGAGACCGCAGCAGCACAGACAUCCCAAGACCCUCUUAUCAAGACGUCCCCAAAAGUCACACCAUCAAAGAACAAGGACGCUGAAACCGAAGACGAAGAUGAUGACGAGUGGGCGGGGGUGCGCCCAUCUCGUCAUCAAACCGGCGCCCAAGCCGGGCGACUGGGGCAGGAGAUUGCCAAUCUUGAAGUGCGCCUGGCCGACUCGGAUUCGGAUUCAGACUUUGAUUUACCCUCAAUAAAUCUCGAAAUCAACACUAGUCAGGCUCCGCCCGCCAACGCAAACCUUCCUUUGCCUUUGGUGACGGCGAAUACCGUCGCCAAGCCACCGUCGCAACCAACUUUGACAUCCCCAGCACGUGGCCCCGUGUCUGAUAAGGGACCAAUAGCAGACGUACUGGUCUCGAAAGACUCAUCCAGGUCAAGCACGGCUUCCCCCUUACCCAAGGCGUCCGCUUCGGGCUCAGACGACGAGAGCGUGCGCAGCCGCCCUCGAGGGCGAGCAUCACUUCUGGCCCGCAACGGAAGUGAGGCUCUGUUGUCACCGCGUGGGACACCACCCACCAUCAGUGAUUCGAGGCCGAGGACGCAUUCAUCCAGCAUUGAGCUGGCCCGCGCCUCACCCACGCCCUCUUUGGCACCCACGCCGCACGAGACAACUCUUGCCUCCGAGCCCAUGUCGUUCGGAUCAUUCACCGCGGCCCAGCGGAUCCCAUCCACCAUCGACAUGUCAGCGUCACAAAGCGGUACUUUGAUGCUGUUUCCCGAUCCGCCUGCACCUCGAAAGCAAGCAACCCUGGCCACGCCUGCCGCUGCUUCUCCAUCGGCGUCGUCUCGAGUUGCGCCUCCCGCUGCUCCCCCGCAACCAGAACCAGCUGCGGUGCAAAAGCCCACACAACCCGAAACGAUGGAAAGCUGGCACGAGUCAUCCACCCCACCCGAACCCAUCCUUCCACGUCCUGCGCAGCGUCGCGAAGCACCGAUGCUGGAUCAAAUCUCUGCAACCAUGGACGAGAGUCAGGCUUUAGAGCCACCCAGCACUGCAGGCGCCGUCAUGCCAGCUGCUGAGGAAGAAGCCGCCGAGCCACUGUUUCUGAGCGGCAUCGUGCUUUUAGCAUCUGGUAGUGGCACCGGGCAAAGCAACGGGCUGGACAUUGAGAGUCUUCUGACUCGUGCACGAGCAUGCGGCGCGCAAGUGUGCCAUGAAUUUGCGCCGAGUGUCACGCACGUGAUUGGGCCGGCGAAGGAGGAUGGCGUCGCGGCGCAGUACACCAUGAAACUCAUGCUAGGCCUGUUGCAUCAAAAGUGGUUGGUGAGCUGGGGCUGGCUGGACCGUUCUCUCGCUUCGGGCACUCGAGCAGACGAGGCGACAUAUGAGCUGCGACGAAUGAUGGCCGAGGUGGAGCGGGACGGUAUUCCGGCAGCGGCACGACUGGACCCCACCCACCAAGCUGGGCGCCUCUUUCGAGGCAUUUGCUUUGCAUUGAGUGACAAGGCGGUCGGGGAGGUGGGCGAAACCUGGCGGGACGAGGUCUUGGCCGUCAUCCGUGCUACCGGAGCGACCCUCAAGUCGGAACGCGAGGUCCUCGACAUUGCUCGCCGUCAAGCUCCCGCAGACCGCGACUGCUUUGUGAUUGGCAGCGAGAGCACCUACAAGAUGCACCGGACAGAUCCUCUUUGGGCGGAGGCAGCCCAACUGGACUGCUUGGUGGAGCUUUAUUGGAUCACCGACUCAAUAGCUCAUUUGGAGCUGCAGGCUGUUGAAGAAUACUUGUUGAAUGAUGAAAUUUUUGAGGCAGACACGCAGGGAACCGAAGCGCCCAUCUGA
Messenger RNA from Monosiga brevicollis MX1, 2793 nucleotides. RefSeq lists its product as uncharacterized. Gene Ontology annotation, molecular function: metal ion binding; ubiquitin-protein transferase activity. The transcript has 14 exons. Lineage: Eukaryota; Choanoflagellata; Craspedida; Salpingoecidae. The record is from RefSeq and is a predicted model, not a curated record. Bases 1 to 2793 code for a protein of 930 amino acids. Gene Ontology annotation, biological process: negative regulation of fatty acid biosynthetic process; double-strand break repair via homologous recombination; positive regulation of transcription by RNA polymerase II. Gene Ontology annotation, cellular component: plasma membrane; BRCA1-BARD1 complex; BRCA1-A complex.